AACAGAAAUUAAUUGAGAAAACCCUACCCUUAUACUACCUCCCCCACUUUCAGUUACACGCCUCCAUCACUCUCUCUCACACAAAGCCUCCAUCACUCCCUCUCACGGCUACUCCACAUACCCCACAGCGGCACAGCCCACAUGUAUUCACUGUCACUUUCACAGCCUCCACUCCACACGAAUCUGCCUCUGCUGCCCUUCACAUGCCUGCUUCCCCACGCGGCUUGAUCUUUUCAUUCUCACGCGUUAGUAAUCUCAUCUAUUUAAGUUUGAGAGAGAGAAAAAAGUUUUAGGAAAGUGGAUUUGAUCUACACGAACUCAAUCUCAGGCAAUAUCUGAUCACAGAGUACAGCCAAAUUCAGACGAAAUAACACUGAAGUAAGAAGAUAGGCUACAAAUAUGGUAGAGGCUGCGAUAUCCGCUCUUACUGAGAAGCUCAUUUCCCUGUUGAGCGAAGAAGCAACAGCAACACUGUUACGAGACAUCCAUGAAGAAGUAGCUGACAUCAAAGAUGAACUGGAGAGCAUUCAGUCCUUCCUUAAGGAUGAAGAUGCAAGGGCCGCAGCAGAGGACAUGAGCGAGGGUGUCAAAACUUGGGUGAAACAAGUCAAAGAAGUAGCUUUCCGCAUGGAUGUUUUUAUGGACGAGUACUUGCUUGAGAUGGCCCAACAUCAUCCCCAUCGGCUUCAGGGAUUCAGUGGUUUCCUCCAUAAAUCUGCUCGCUUAAUUUCAAUGUUAAAACCUCACCAUGAAACAGCCACCAAGAUUCAGAAGAUCAAAGCAUCAGUGCAGAAAAUCAAGGCAAGAAGUGAAAGAUACGGGUUCCAAUCCACUGGUCAAGGAUCAAGCAGUGGUACUCGGAAUGUUAGGUGGCAAGACCCUCGAAAGGACUCCCUUUAUCUUGAGGAUACUGAUCUUGUUGGAAUUGAAUCUUCUAGAAAUGAAUUGAUAGGCUGGUUGGUAGAAGGACAACCUCAUCGUAUUGUAAUUUCGGUAGUAGGAAUGGGGGGACUAGGCAAGACCACACUAGCCAAAAAAAUAUAUGAUCAUCAAAUGGUUAGAAUACACUUUGAAUGCUAUGCGUGGAUUUCAGUGUCUCAAUCUUACAACAUACAAGAUCUAUUAAGGAGCAUCAUAAAGCAAUUUCGUGAUGCCAGAGAGGAGCUUCCUAUGCCGGGAAUUGACACAAUGGACGAACAAUCAUUGGUAAGUAAAUUAAGAGAUUACUUACGGCUAAAAACGUAUGUGGUAAUAUUUGAUGAUGUAUGGCAAAUUGACUUUUGGGAGGGUAUAAAACAUGCUUUACUUGAUAAUAAUAAGGGUGGUAGAAUUAUGAUCACAACACGUAAUAGGGAGGUGGCUAGUUUUUGUAAAAAAUCUUCACAUGUUCAUGUUUUCGAAUUGCAACCACUAACUCCUGAUGAGGCAUGGGAGCUAUUUUGCAAAAGGGCGUUCCAAUUUGAAUUUGGAGGACAUUGUCCCCCAAUAUUGGAGAAAUUGUCUCAGGACAUUGUUGAGAAGUGCAAAGGCUUACCACUUGCAAUUGUUGCUAUGGGCGUUCUUUUGUCAACCAAAGACAAAACUGUCUUUGAAUGGCAAAACUUGCAUGAUAGUGUUGGGUUUGAGUUAGGAAGAAAUCCCCAUCUUACAGGUGUUGAUAAAAUCUUGUCCUUAAGUUAUGAAGACUUGCCAUGCCACCUCAAAUCUUGCUUAUUAUACAUUGGUAUGUAUCCAGAAGACUACUCCAUUAGUUGCAUCAAAUUGAUUAGACAAUGGAUAGCUGAAGGAUUUGUGAAGGAAUUGGAGGGUAAAACAUUUGAGGAAGUUGCACAAGAAUAUUUGACUGAAUUAAUCCACAGAAGCUUGGUUCAAGUAUCAUAUGUUGACAUAUCUGGGAAAGUUAGAAAAUGUCGACUCCACGAUAUCUUACGUGAGGUCAUACUCCGAAAGAUGAAGAAUUUGAGUUUUUGUCAUGUUCUCUCAAAACAAGAGUCUCACUUUGAAGGAUUAACUCGACGCAUGUCAAUUGAUGGAGUUUCAUAUGUUGUAUUGAAGGAAUUUGAGAACACUCAUAUUCAUUCUCUUUUAUUUUUCAAUCUUGAUGAAUUUCCAAAGUCCUUUAUGAGUACUUUUGUUGCUAAUUUCAAGCUUUUGAAAGUCAUGGAUUUUGAAGAUGCUUUGUUGGAUUGCAUUCCUGAAGAUGUUGGAAGUUUAUUUCAUUUAAGGUAUUUAAGUUUAAGAAAUACCAAAGUUAAAAUUCUUCCAAAAUCCAUAGGAAAGUUGCAAAAUCUGGAGACUCUAGAUCUAAAGCAAUCCCUAAUUUCUGAUAUACCAAUUGAGAUCAACAACCUUCGUAAGCUACGACAUUUAAUAGCUUACAAUCUUGAUUUCAAAAAAGACAAUAGUUUGACUUUGGGUAAAGGGGUAAAGAUACAAAAGGGUUUUGGGUGUUUAAAGAACUUGCAAAAGUUGUAUCAUGUGGAGUUGAAUCAUGGAGGGGUUGAUCUUACUAAAGAGUUGGGAAAGUUAGAACAAUUGAGGAAGCUAGGCGUGAAAAACUUGUCAAAGGAAACCAUGACAGCUUUGUGUGCCUCUGUUGAAAAUAUGAACCACCUUCGGUCUCUUGAUGUAACCUUAAUUAGCGAAGAUGAGAUAGUUGAUUUAAAAUUCAUUUCAUCCCCACCUAAAUUUCUUCAAAGCCUACAAAUAAAGGGGCGAUUAGAGAAGUUACCAGAGUGGAUUUCAGAACUUCAACAUCUGGUCAAACUAAAGAUUUUAUGGUCCAGGUUAAAUGAUGACCCAUUGAAAGUCCUUCAAAAUCUACCAAACUUACGGGAGCUCAUGAUCUCACGCCAAGCAUACAACGGAGAACAUUUGCAUUUUAAGGUAGAAGGGUUUCCAAAACUCAAGUGGCUAUGGAUUAGACACUUAAAUGCAUUGCAUUCGCUAUUGAUAGAUGAAGGAACAUUGCCUGUUCUUGAAUUUUUUUCCAUUGGGCAUUGUCUAGAACUUAAAGAGGUGCCUUCCGGAAUCCAACAUUUGAAAAACCUCAAAAAACUGGGAUUUUGGGGGAUGCCCAAAGAAUUUGAAGAAAGUUUGGAUCCUGAGCAAGGGCUACAUUACUGGAUCGUUAAGCAUGUACCAGUCAUUAUUCUCUUCCACAAGGCUCGUACAGGAUAUUAUGGCUAUGACAACCACAAUCUCUGUUCCAAGCAUUUGGCGGGGUUAAGAGGGCAAAGGCAAACAUUCAACCAGGAUGAGUUUAGAUGUUGGGGUUAAGAGGGCAAAGGCAAAAAAUCAAAGUUUGACAAAGUUGUGGGAGGUAAACAAUCAAUUGUUGUUGUUGGGACAUGUUGGGCUAAAUUUUUUAUUUUUUAUUCCAUGGUUUGACUUCUAUAUGUUUGCAAUUGUCUCUUCUAGUGUGAUGCUCAUUGUUGAAGCCCAAAUAUGUGGUUGUUUUGCCACAAUCAUGGGUUCAUUGGUGUUGCUAUUUUCUUAAGUACAAUUGUAGUUGCGGUCAUCCGUAAUUGUUUAUUUUGUACAAUGAUUUUAAAAUCUUUGAAUUGUUGUCUAUGUGGUUUUGAUCUCUUUCUUUAAUCAA
This is a messenger RNA of Quercus lobata, 3601 nucleotides long. Its product is annotated as disease resistance protein RPM1-like. The coding region runs from base 400 to 3279 and encodes 959 amino acids. Gene Ontology annotation, biological process: defense response to other organism. The record is from RefSeq and is a predicted model, not a curated record. Lineage: Eukaryota; Viridiplantae; Streptophyta; Magnoliopsida; Fagales; Fagaceae. The transcript has 2 exons. Gene Ontology annotation, molecular function: ADP binding.